Messenger RNA from Ciona intestinalis (vase tunicate), 3497 nucleotides. RefSeq lists its product as uncharacterized. Gene Ontology annotation, biological process: negative regulation of double-strand break repair via homologous recombination; replication-born double-strand break repair via sister chromatid exchange; positive regulation of double-strand break repair via homologous recombination. NCBI's taxonomy places the organism in Eukaryota, Metazoa, Chordata, Ascidiacea, Phlebobranchia, Cionidae. The record is from RefSeq and is a predicted model, not a curated record. Gene Ontology annotation, cellular component: Fanconi anaemia nuclear complex.
CAUGAAUGAAACGCAAAAAGACAACUUGAACCCGCUGGUUCAUCAGCGAAUAACGCCCCGCACAAGGAUAAAGCAACCUGCAGAACUUGAUAACGAUGUUCGGGAUCCGUUUGAUCGCCGAGAAAUAUUCGAUUUAAUCCGGGAUAUUAAUGAUCCUGAACAUCCGUUGACUUUAGAGGACUUAAGAGUGGUUAGCGAAAACGACAUUGAAGUUGAUGAUGAAAAAAGUUUCAUAAAAGUUUCGUUCACACCUACUAUUCCUCACUGCAGUAUGGCCACUCUAAUUGGUCUUGCAAUCCGAGUUCGAUUGCUGAGAUCUCUUCCACCUCGGUUCAAGGUGGAAGUUGAAAUUUCCCCUGGUUCCCACCAAUCAGAGAAGGCAGUGAACAAACAGCUUGGUGAUAAGGAAAGGGUUGCUGCUGCUCUGGAAAACAAUCACUUGCUUAACGUUGUGAAUCAGUGUCUAACAAUCAAAGGAAACUCAUAUGAGACAACUGUUUAACUAAAUUGCCUUGAUCAUGAUAUUGUUCACUCUUUCUCAUUUGUUCAUUGACUUUUUUUUUCCUAUAAAUAGUUGGUAAAGGCUAACAAAAGUCUUUUUGGCGGGUUUUAGAUAUGAAUUUUUAUUUAGUUAACCAGUUCUGUUUAGAUUUAUUGUAUUUAGAACUCUGUAGGUGGUUAUCUAGCAAAACAAAUCGGAUGUACCUGUCAAAUCAAAAAAAUUGUGUAUAUAUACCAUGAAUAAGCCUGAUUUUGUAACAAUACACUCUGGAAAACUGAUCGCUGUAAAAAGUGAACAAAUCAAUGACCCGGCAGCAACCAACAUUGUUGGUGAUGUGUAUGAACUCAGUGGACAAGUUCUUAAUAAAUUUCAAUCCAUACAAAGCACAUUUAAAGGCCUUUGGAAUAUUGUUUGCAUUUGUAAGGUGAUGUGCAAUGCAACUGGUGUUGUGCAGGCAUUUAUUUUGCUCCAGAAUGCUCAGAGCUCAAGGUGUCUGCACCUGCUUACAUUGGUGAAUUUCAAAUCAAUUCAAACUGUGUUUGUCUAUAAACAUUCUUCCUCUCUAUCGGCUGUGAAAGUCCAAAGCAUUUAUAUAACAAAUGGGCCAGCGGUUGUAAUAUACAAUCCCGCUCAAAGGUGUUUUUUAUGCUUGAGUCAUCUGAAAGGGUAUGAAGUAAAAAAGUAUCACUCACCUGUACAAGAUUUGGAGACAUUUUAUAUUGUCCCUAAAAACUCUACACAAACAAUUGAUAUUAUUGCAUCUGUACUUGACAAUCAAACUUCAAAGAACAUUUCUUCAAAGGGUUGCUCAAGUAAAAAAGACUGUAGUUGGAAGAAAUUAUCUUGGGUUCCAACCUCCAACACACCAAUACAAGUUAAAACAUAUGAAAACAUACCUAAUGUGUAUUGCACUGUAACAACAUCUUUUGUUUCACAUGAAGAUGUUGUCCUAUUUACAACUACUAAAGGGCAACUAAUUUUCUCAAGAAAUAACAAAGUCAUCCAGUCUUGUGAGGUGCCCCUGACUUCUUGUAAUGCAAUAUAUGUUGUUGGAAAAGGGGAGCUUUCGAUAGCUGUUGUUCAUGAUAGAAUAAAUUCAACAUGCUGCUCAGUUCGUUUGUCGACAUUUGAAGUAUUGGAAAGCUGGACAAAUGUUAGUGGUGUGGCGUUCGGACCCCUGUCUGUUUCAAGAACAGUUCAUAAUUGUGUUAUAAUAUUAAAAAUACCAUCCGGAUUGCAGCAGAUGGGUAAAAAUGAAUUUGUUCUUUUGUCUGCCAUGGAGGAUUAUUUGUAUGAAAAAGAAAAGCAAAAGUCCCAAGCUGAGAAGGUUGAACCAAUGAUCGUAAGUUCAACAUGUGGUAGUGAUGUGGAUGAUCUUUUUGCAUCUUCACCCCCACUCUCAGAGCAGCAUCCAGACCUGAAGAAAAGAAAUAAAGAUGGGCUAGAUAAAGCAAUGAAAGUUCUCAAGACAGCGAUACAGAAACAAAAAUCAGAGUUAGAAGAAAUGAGAAUGCAUUUGGACCAAAAAGACGAUGUAAUUGCAAACUAUACUGCAGCUGUUCAGGAGAUGAACAACAAUGUUGGUAUUGAUGAUACAAAACAUUCACAGUUAACGACAGGACAGCUUGUUGAUAUGUUCUCUGGUGUUCCUUGCAAUGCACACAAAGUUGAAGAAUUACCUAAAAUGUUUGAAAAAUUAAAACCCUUGUGGCAGCAAACUGUUGGUGAUAACUGGUUUAUAGGAAUUACUUUACGGAAUAUAACAAAAAGAAUUUUUUUACAAUUUGGUAUUAUUAUUACAUCAUGUGAUGAUAAAUUUGCAAACGAAAAAAUGAAGCACAAUUUCAAACCUGAUUACGAAACCCAAACAUCAUGUUCAGUGCUACAAAACACACAAGAUGAUUACGAAUUGCCAACAAAUAAAGAAAGUGAGAGCACCACUGUGCAACCUGGCCAAGAAUUUGUUGUUGUAGCAACAACAAAUCUACCAAACUUUUCAAGUGUUGCCCAACCAUCUUUUCUUGUCACACUGAUAACUCAUUGUACGGAUGAAACUGGGAAAUUAAAACGGUAUUUGGCCUGUCUGGGAGAGAUUUCAGUUGCUGCAACUAAAGUUGCAUGUGGGGAUAUCGAAAUUAAACCGGCGAACUUCACCAUAAAAUGUUCAGAUUCAUGGAAGGCUGAUUAUUUCUCAUUAAAAGCACUGAACAGAUUCAGCGCACUGCUAAGAAUUACAUCACAGUCAAAUGACACGAAGACCCUUUGCAAGAUUGUAUUAGAAAAGCUUGGUUUCAAACAAGUAAACAAUGUUCAAUGGAUGAUUGGAGAUACACCAGGUCCUUUCUACCUUGUACAAGUAGUGAUGCAUUUAGGAACAAACAAAUCAGUCCAUAUCUGUUUAUUCAGCAGGUGCAAAUCUAAAGCAAAUUUGCUGAAGACCUGUUUCUCCGAGCACCUACCUGAGGCUGACAUCGCUUUUAUAGAAGAAAAUGAGUUAAUAGAGAACUUGGGAAAGGAUAAUUUACUCAAACAAGAGACAACGUUAAGCUCCAUAGUCAAACAAGAUGAAAACAAUGAUUGCUUUAUUGUGCAAGACUCCAGAGAGAGUAUUAACCAUAAAGAUGCUUAUAUAAAACUGUUAUCUAUACAACUUAACCAAAGCGCACAAAAUUAAUUUAAAUUUUGAUACGAAAACUAGAUGAUUGCGUAAACUCACUUUUGAUUUCUCAUUUCAAAUCACAUCUCGGGGCUUAAAAACCACUUGGAAUAAUAUUAUCAUUAAGAAUGUAUAAGAUAAUAUCAAUUAAAUCGUAACUAAUUGUUGAUGUAUCUAUGUGUUAUUUUCACAGUUUUCCAAAGUCAAGUUUUUAACAGUUUUCUCCACGGUAGCCACUUCUUCUGCAACCGCUAUCGUUUCUUUGGCCAACUUUGAUUCAGAUUUCAAGUGACAUGCAUGCUUAUAUGGAGGAUUAAUUGGGGAUUGUGUUGGUGGAUG